AUGUUACUUCAUCAGAGACCACUGCUCACCAGUCCUGCCCUGGAGGUUUGCUGCGGCAUCUGCAUGUUUGUAGUUACCGAAGUUGCUGUUCGAAGGUGUUUGACUGAGUCUUUUGUGAUGGGGUGGAUGCUCUGUGAGGUCCGAACAGUGCCUGUCCUGCCCUCCACUCUCUCAGGGACCUGUGAUUAUCCGAGGCCUGACUGCUUGAUGUCUUGUUCCAUAGGAAAGGACAGCCUACCGAUCCCUGUCACCCCAACCCCGGAGUCAUUUCCUCGUGGCAAGUUGUCACCGAUGUCACCAACAUGGCCUUUCUCGGAAGUCCAGUCGUCCUCAGCAGCGGACAGAACAAAGGCUGUGUUGGGACCAUCCCCUGACAACACAAGCUGGCCACAGUCUGCACGAACGCCUCUGCUCAAGACCCACCGGAGAGCCCGGGCUCACGGGGCCUUCCCUUCCUCCCCUUACCAAGAAGGUGGGCGCAGCGCCUCCCUCGAGCCUUCCGAGGAUUCCGCCGAGCCCCUGGUCCACCCGAGACCUCAGGGGGGAAGAGAAGCAGCUGCCUUGUCAGGUUUGCCUCACACCAGCAUGCUCCCCCCAUUGUCCACUGUCCCACCAGGGAUGUCCUUGGGCACUGUCCUCCCAUCUUGGCCACUGCGGGUAGCGACCCCUUCCAUUCCAAAGCAGCCUUCCCCGAAGGCAGACGCUUCUCCAUCUCCAUCUUCUUCAUUGGCUCCCAGCUCGCCUCAUUCCAUCCUCUUUCCUAAGCCAGCACAGCCACCCACCAAAGUGCCUGUAUUCCGCCAAACAGCUCCAACAGACCCCUCCUCAAGUCAGAGCAUAGCUAAUCCCCUACAUCCACUUGCCAAGGAAAUGAAUGGCUCACCCCCAAAUGCCCAGGAUUUAGUGAGCAUCCCUCAUCUAGGUCUUUCUGGAUCCUCAGCCCCAGCAGAGGGCUCUCAUGCUGCAGGCUCCCCCACACCUGAGUUUUUGAGCUCCGUGGCAGACCUGGCCCCCCUGUCUCCCCCUCCCCUGGCACCUGGAAGUCUUCUUCCGCUUCCAGGAGGAACCCCCUCAUCAUGGAUGUCAGAGAUGGCUCCCAGUCCUGCAUCCACCCAGCUGAGUGAAGCUGAGGUGCCUGCAAGAGCCCAUAAAGCAGCGUCUCUGCUGGCCUUUAGGAGCACAGUGACCCGCAGGGCUGCGUCUUCACCGGUCCAGACUGCAGCAUCAGUGGUCGUGGAAGUGACCGGCAGAACGUCAGUCCCCACGGCUGCACAUGACUCCUUUCACUCCCUGCAUUUGUCAGCAGCUCCAGAGAAUUCCGGAGGGCCCGCCCUCUCAGCAGAACACACGUCUUCCCCCCUGGUGCCUUCUCCUCUGCCUCGGGCCACAGCCCGCCCAGAGCAAGAAAGCCUUUCUGGGGCGGUUCUCGCAUCACCAUCCAGCAGCUCUGCGGCAGACUUCCCCUCCACGCCUGCUCUCCUCCAGCCGGCACACAGUCAGGCCUCUCCACCGGCCCUACCCCCAAUGCCAGCUCCCCAAGAAGCAGGCCAAGAUGCAUCUCCUCCUGCCGCAGCUACAGACUUCCUCCUCUCGAGCCCAUUUCCAAAUCUUCCUUCGACGACUGGGACAUUUUCCCCGCAGGAAGAAGAUAGCGUGACAGCUAUUUUAAAGAACAGCAAAAAGGCAGCUUUGACAGUUGCUCUCCAGACCCUCCCAAGUCAAGAGGGUCCAAGUCUGCGCUCUGAAAGUGGAUUCGCCUCCGAUUUGAGCACGGAUCAUGUUUCUAGAGACAUCACACCACCAAGAAGAAACCUCCUUCCUUCAGCGGUACGUCCAUCUUCCCUCCCCUUGGCACAAGCCCCCCAGACUGUUUCCGCAUCCCUUAGCUUUUCCAGCCCCAAGCCAGAGACUCACACAGCUGCGAUGGACCGUUCUCAGUGGCCAGUUUCAGCUUCCAAACAGGGGACAGCAUUUCCCUCCUCCAGUGAAGUCUCUGAUUUCUCCACAAUGGGAGACACAAAGAAGCCAGCAAUCACAGAUGUUUCCUGGAGUUCGCUUUCAGCACAAGCCGGCUCCCUUCCCGCAGAACUAACGAUGUCUGAUGUGCUCCAGCAAACAAAUUAUGAUGUACGUGGGCACACAAUCAACUCCACAAGUUGGGGAACUCACUCAGCUUCAGUCACUCCUCCCAGUGGUUUAAAUUCCUCUGUCAAUACAAUAAAAUUUCAGGAUUUCAAAGAUAAUGUUGUGCAUUCAGUGACUGCAGGAGGCUUGAGCUUUCAGGAUCCAGACUCUGGUACAAGCACCAGCCAGGCUGUUCAACAGUCAGAUGCUUCCACGGUUGGAAACCAUACAGACUUCUUGUCCGUAAGCACUGACAGCCGUUCCAGAGACUUUCAAACGGCUGGGGUGGAAGAAUCUGGGUCUCAUCCCCAUCUGCAGCUGCCUGCCCACCCAGCACAUCCUCUUUUGCUAACGUCUCCGAGUCUGACUUCCGCAGCAAGCUGGCGGGAGAUGCUUUCAGAUGGAAUGGAUCCAAGUUUCCAAAUUUCUGGUGACAUCUCUCCAUCUCUGGAGAUAAAUGCUUCCACACCAUUCCAGAACAUCCCGAGACACCACUCUGCUGCUGAAUCUCCUCCUCUCUCCUCCAGUGCCUUAUUCAGAACCCCAUCCAAAGCACUACUGGCUUCUCAGCGCCCUGAGAAAUGGACAGUGGACGCCUCGGUGUCGCCCAGGGCAGAACCAACAACAACAGCAGCAACCACGUUGUUUCUUCGGAAAUCAAGUCCACCAGUGCUGUCUGCAGCCCUGGUUGCUAAGGGACCUGGCAGCAGCCCUUCGGCUGUGGCCUCGGCAUUAGUCAAGAGCAGCUGGACCACUACUCUAGCUAGAAAUGUCACAAACAACGCAGCACCUGGGCCAAAGUCUACCCCAGGGGCAGCCCAUCCGGCCUUCUCAUUCACGCCGACCUAUAUGUAUGCAAGAACGGCACACGCCGUGAGCACUCACACAGCCAUGCAAGCGGACAUGGGCGCUGCCUCCGGCCUGUUAUCCACAACACACCUCCCCAGGAAACCACAAGCCAUGCACACGGGCUUCCCAAACCCCACCAACCCAGACACGCCCAGGACGUCCACCGCACGCCCACUGACAAUCACCGCAGCUCUGACGUCCAUCACCGCACCAGUAAGGGCCACCCGGAUGCCGCCUUCAUCCGCAGAAAACACAGAUGCUGCUCUCCAGGCUGCAUCCACGGCUAUGGUCACAACUGGCAAAGUGGCAUCCAACCUGGAAUGUCAAAUGUCCAGUAAGCUCCUGGUGAAGACAGUUCUCUUUCUGACCCAAAGGAGGGUGCAGGUCGGUGAAACCUUGAAGCUCAGCGUGGCCAAAGGGCUCACACAGGCAUUGCGGAAGGCGUUCCACCAGAAUGACAUUCUGGCUCACGUGGACAUUCUGGAACAUUCUCACAACGUCACAGUUGGUUAUUAUGCUACCAAAGGGAGGCUGGUGUACUUGCCUACUGUAGUGAUCGAAACGCUGGGCGUUUAUGGGGUCAGCAACGUCACUGCAGAUCUGAAGCAGCACACCCCAAGCUUGCAAUCUGUGGCUCUACUUGCUGCCCCGUGGAACCUCCAGCCUGCAGGCUACUUCCAGCUGAAAACAGUGCUACAGUUUGUGAGCCAAUCCGACAAUAUACAGUCCUGCAAGUUUGCCCAGACAAUGGAACAGAGGCUACAGAGGGCCUUCCAGGAUGCUGAGAGGAAAGUUCUGAAUACCAAAAGCAACCUGACCAUUCAGAUGGUGAGCACGUCCAACGCCUCCCAGACCGUCACCUUGGUGUAUGUGGUGGGCAAUCAGAGCUCCUUCCUCAACGGCACGGUGGCCAGCAGCCUCCUCCGCCAGCUCUCAGCUGAGCUGGUGGGGUUCUACCUCACCUACCCGCCGCUCACCAUCGCUGAACCGCUGGAAUAUCCCAACCUUGAUAUAUCGGAAACAACCAGAGACUAUUGGGUAAUUACAGUGCUGCAGGGUGUGGACAAUUCCCUGAUGGGCCUGCAUAACCAGAGCUUCGCCCGUGUCAUGGAGCAGCGCCUGGCCCAGCUGUUCAUGAUGUCCCAGCAACAAGGCCGGAGGUUUAAACGGGCCACCACCCUGGGCAGCUACACCGUGCAGAUGGUAAAGAUGCAGCGGGUGCCGGGACCCAAGGACCCUGCGGAGCUGACCUACUACACCCUCUACAACGGGAAGCCUUUGCUGGGGACCGCAGCGGCCAAGAUCCUGAGCACCAUUGACUCCCAAAGGAUGGCCUUGACCCUGCAUCACGUUGUCCUUCUGCAAGCCGACCCCGUGGUUAAGAACCCACCCAACAACCUGUGGAUCAUCGCCGCGGUGCUGGCGCCCAUCGCCGUGGUCACGGUCAUCAUCAUUAUCAUCACCGCCGUGCUCUGCCGGAAGAACAAGAACGACUUCAAGCCGGACACCAUGAUGAACCUGCCUCAGAGGGCGAAGCCUGUGCAAGGCUUUGAUUAUGCCAAGCAGCACCUGGGCCAGCAAGGCGCGGACGAGGAGGUCAUCCCCGUGACGCAGGAAACGGUGGUCCUCCCGCUGCCCGUCAGAGACGCUCCUGCCUCUCAGGAAAGGGACGCCCCGCCGGAUGGAAGCACCAUCAAGACGGCCAGGUCCAUCGAAACCAGAAAGAGCAGGUCGCCCAGUGAGAAUGGCUCUGUCAUCAGCAACGAAUCAGGGAAGCCCAGCUCCGGGAGGCGCUCGCCCCAGAAUGUAAUGGCCCAGCAGAAAGUGACAAAGGAGGAGGCUCGGAAGAGAAACGUGCCAGCGAGUGAUGAAGAGGAGGGAGCCGUUCUCUUUGACAACUCUGGCAAGGCGGCUGCCGAUCCCUUUGACACAUCUUCUGGGUCUGUGCAGCUCAUCGGAAUAAAACCCACGGCCCUCCCUGUGGUGCACCCCACCUCGGACAGGAGCCAGGAGCCGGCAGCCCUCAAUGGCGAGGUGAACAAAGCCCUGAAGCAGAAGUCAGACAUUGAGCACUAUCGGAACAAGCUGCGCCUCAAAGCCAAGAGGAAGGGGUACUACGACUUCCCCGCCGGGGAGGCGAACAAGGCUCAGACAGAAAGGAAGAAGAUGUACGAGAAAGCCCCAAAGGAAAUCGAGCAUGUUUUGGAUCCAGACCCAGAACUGUGUGCCCCAUUCGCUGAGGCUAAAACCAGGCAACAGAUGAAGAACUCUGUCUACCGAAGCCGGCAGUCUCUGAAUAGCCCGAGUCCAGGGGAAACGGAGAUGGACCUUCUGGUGACUCGAGAGCGACCCCGACGUGGAAUCCGUAACAGUGGAUACGAUACUGAGCCUGAAAUCAUAGAGGAAACCAACAUUGACAGAGUGAACGAGCCCCGGGGCUAUGCCCGGCCGAGGCAGGUGAAAGGCCACUCGGAGACGUCCACGCUGAGCUCGCAGCCCUCCAUCGACGAGGUCCGGCAGCAGAUGCAUAUGCUGCUGGAGGAGGCCUUCAGCCUGGCAUCUGCGGGCCACGCGGGCCAGAGCCGGCACCAGGAGGCCUACGGCUCCGCCCAGCACCUGCCCUACUCCGAGGUGGUGACCAGCGCUCCGGGGACCAUGACGCGGCCCAGGGCUGGGGUGCAGUGGGUGCCCACCUACCGCCCGGAAAUGUACCAGUACAGUCUGCCCCGGCCGGCCUACAGGUUCUCCCAGCUUCCUGAGAUGGUCAUGGGCUCGCCCCCUCCGCCUGUACCUCCGAGGACUGGCCCUGUGGCCGUCGCUUCUCUCAGGCGGUCCACCUCGGACGUCGGCAGCAAGACCAGGAUGGCCGAGUCCGCGGGGCCUGAGCCCGCCCAGCUGCACGACAGUGCCUCCUUCGCGCAGGUGUCCCGAGGCCCCGUGUCCGUGGCGCAGUUGGAUCAGUCGGCUUUAAAUUACUCAGGUAAUACGGUGCCGGCAGUGUUCGCCAUCCCAGCUGCCAACAGACCCGGCUUCACCGGCUACUUCAUCCCCACGCCGCCCUCGUCCUACAGGAACCAGGCCUGGAUGUCCUACGCAGGAGAGAACGAGCUCCCGAGCCAGUGGGCCGAUUCGGUCCCCCUCCCCGGCUACAUCGAGGCUUACCCCCGGUCCCGGUAUCAGCAGAACUCGCCGUCCAGGCUCCCGCGCCAGUACAGCCAGCCGGCUGGCCUGCACCCCAGCCUGGAGCAGGCCCCAGUGCCCUCGACAGCCGCCUCACAGCAGAGCCUGGCGGAGAACGACCCGUCCGACACGCCCCUGACCAAUAUCUCCACGGCGGCCCUGGUCAAGGCCAUCCGGGAAGAGGUGGCCAAGCUGGCCAAGAAACAAACAGACAUGUUCGAGUUCCAGGUCUGAUGCCUUAGCCCCGUGGGACUUCCAGACUCUGCGGAACCGUCUUGGGCUUUGUCCAGCCUGGCACGGUGGGACUGGAGACACGGUGCGUGAGUCUUUCCUGAAAAAGGUGAACAGUGCAGCUUCUGGGGAACAGGAAACUCUCGACCGACUGGAUUCUCAGCUUAUUCAACUGACCGUAUGUCAAGUCCCCAGAUGGGACCAUAUGUUCGAUACCCUUGUAUUACAUGUUUGAACUGUGGGUGCAUUUCCCUAUGGAGCCUUAGUCACAAGAGAGACUCUCUCAUCUGCAGAUUCCUGUCCCACAUUUUAAUAAAGCCCCACAAGGGGGAGAACAGAGCUCUGUCUUCGGUGACCUCUGCAUGUUACCUGUUUCUGUGUUCAAGGCAAAGCCGGCCUGUGAUUAAGCACCAGUCUGUACUCUCUCUCCUGCAGCCAGGACCGUAAUCGGCCAGUCUCCAAGGGAGACCCUGCCUCCAGCCAAGAAACCCGAGCCCUUUUCUUUGAAAGGUUCAUAUUCAAAGUCAGAUAAAUUGGAUGAAAAUCGGUACUGUCAUUGACUAUGCCUAUAAAUGGUCCUGACCCUUUCCCACCCUGUCCCUGCCCCCAUUGAUUCAAGAAAGAGACGGGGAGAGGCAAUGGUGGAUUUGCGUUGACAGGCUUUUGAAAAGGUGUUGGCAUUUUGGCAACAGGGUAUUCUACAAGUGGGGCUCCAGCUGAAAAAGAAUAGGUGCUAAGAGUUUUCAGGAUCCUACAAAAGAAAAACAGCUUCUCUUUGCUCUGCAGUGAAGGUGGCCUGAGAAUGAAACUUCUGUCUUUUGGGGGAUAAUAGAUAUAUCAACUCGUACAAGAAAACCUCUGUCUCUUCAGCAGUGCUGUCCUGCCCAGUGACACAAAAGGAAAGAGUCAUCCAUGCCUGUUAGAAGCAGGAAUGGUAGAUCCCAUCUCCCCAGGCUGGAGCCUCUGUUGAUAGAAGCUUCUGAAUGUAAAAAGCUGUUGACUUACCAUUUCCAUGUAAAUAAUAUUUUAAAAGGUGUAUGGAGUUAGCUAGUCCCUCCCACCCCACCCCCUAUAGUUAGUAGCCUCUGAGGACAUUUGCCAAAAACAUCGGGGGCUUCUGACCUUGUGACUGUGAGGAUGCAAAUCAGCCUCCCUGGUGGUGAGUGGCCUCCAGAGCUCUGAGUGGACACCGCCUCGCAGUCCCAAGGCACCAGCUGCUGCCCCUAAACGCAAAAGCAAAGCAGCUACUGACUUCAGGUCGCCCAGGGGAGGGGACACCCUGGCUUCCUCCCCAACCUUGGGAGCUGUGCUUAACAUCGGGGGCUUACUUGGUGUCUGUUGGAGCGUGAGGUCCUGUUCUGCCUUCACCCAUGAUCCAUCCAGCUUCAGCUUGUGGCCAUCCCCUCUGAGCCCAUCUUUCCAUUCUCCUCAUGAGUUUCUUUGGUCUUUAUUGAGAGAAAGUGAAAAUUUAAAACCUGAGAGAAGAGUAGGAAUGGAACUGAUUCGGGUGGGAGAGUCCAACUGUCAAAGCACAGACUUUUCAAAGAAGCUGUUUUUAUUUCCCAAUGGCAAAUUGCCCUUUCUGGAAUAUUCCAGAGACAAUGUAUCAUGGAAUCCCCAAGCGAGUCUCUUGUUCGGAUGAUCCUAGGUAGUGUCCUUUUGGUAUGCUGGUUGAUCUUUGAUAGUGUUAGUUUUUUGUUACUUUAAAAAAAAAAUCAGCUAUAAAUAAAAUGUAUUUUUGUAAUUUCCAUGUGUAUAUAUGGUAUAUUUCUACCAAUGGCCAGUCGUUGUAGUCCAAAAGCUAAAUCAGUUUGCAAAACACUGUGGACAGUGCAAGAUUUUAUUGAUAGGUUAACACAAUGUCUAAGUCAAUCCAAAUAGGUAUUCAGUGCACUUGAAUGAACAAAGAGCCAAAGAAACUCAGCCUUUUCAUGCAAAUGGUAUGAGUCUGAUAAAGUCAGCUACAUUGUCCCGCCUUAUCAAUGAUAUUAAUAUUUCAUCAGUGCAAUGAUGUCAACCCAGUACUUUGUCUACUUGGUACAUGCCUGGAAAUACUGUAUGUAAAAAUGAGGUUUCAAGACCUUAGUGUAAUUAAAAUACGCACAUGCUUCGAAGACAGUGUCUGCACUUUGGAUGUCCCAGUGACUCACAGGGGAGGAGUCCCAGCAUGCGGUGGUCCAGCCCCAGCUUGCUAAGAGGAUGGAGAAAAAUCAUGGUGGUCUUUGCAGAACCCCAUGACAUACCGAGUCAGUCAGGGGACAUGACGAAAACCCAGCAUGCUAAUCAGACAGUCUGUUAAAGUAGACACCACAGGUUUACGAGCAGUAUGUGGGAGGAAAACCUUAGGUUGGGAAGAAAUCCAUUGGCUCAUGUUGCGCCCCCAGUGCAAAGAUGGCCGCCAUCGUUGGCUAUUCUGUGACUAAGAUGUGCUCCCUUUUCUGAAGAGUCUCCUGACCUCAUGGAGGGGCCAGAUAGCUGGAGAGCUGACUUGGAGAAAAGGCAGAUGCUCAGAUGUGCCCUGUGGAAAUGAAUAUAGAUUUCCCUGGGUGCCCAGAGGGUCUGUGUUCCUCAUGACCUUCUGGACAGUUAAAGAAGCCACAGAGGACCCUGGUGCCCUCGGAGAAAGAAGCAAAAGUCCAGAGAAGUGGGGCGACCUGCCCGAGGCCUCCAGCCCAUGAACCGGCUUGCUUUCCAUUUCACCAUGCUGCCUGCACGCUUAUCUGUGACGCGCUUCUCGAACUGUGCUGGGAAGUUAAAAGAAGGAGACAAGGGUCGUAGGAGGGAUUUCCUACGUUCUUCUGAAGAAAAAAGAUGAUUGACGCUGUACGCACCUUCCGAUGAAGUGUAUACAGGACAAUGCAUUUGUGGCAUAAUAAACAUUUUUCAGAACUA
This is a messenger RNA of Phacochoerus africanus (Common warthog), 9276 nucleotides long. Its product is annotated as KIAA1549 like. The coding region runs from base 1 to 6387 and encodes 2128 amino acids. The record is from RefSeq and is a predicted model, not a curated record. The transcript has 20 exons. Lineage: Eukaryota; Metazoa; Chordata; Mammalia; Artiodactyla; Suidae.